This is a messenger RNA of Trichoderma atroviride IMI 206040, 3387 nucleotides long. RefSeq lists its product as uncharacterized. The record is from RefSeq and is a predicted model, not a curated record. Gene Ontology annotation, cellular component: membrane. Lineage: Eukaryota; Fungi; Ascomycota; Sordariomycetes; Hypocreales; Hypocreaceae. Gene Ontology annotation, biological process: transmembrane transport.
CCCAGCCGCAUCCUCGCAUUGACCGCGAGAUCAUCGUUGCUCGCCCUGGUUCUGCUCGUCCUCGCCGUCGCAACGCCCGCCGCUGCCGUUCUGCUCGAGUUCGACAACUGCCUCCCCGACUCGUACGUUUUGAACAAGCCGCCUCUGCUGCAGUGGGUGCCGCUCUACCUCGAUGCCGUCUUCGACACAAAGUCGCCAAACAACAACCUUCGGGUCAUUGCCUGGGGAAACGUGACGGGCUCGCAGAAUGUUGGCGCGCUUCCUCCCCCGGGCGAUCCGUAUUGGAAGGACGCCAAUGAGACGAAUGGCAAAAUCGACGAGACGCCCUACGAGGAUACACUUGCGACGACGCUGGUCAAGAGAGUCAAUGUCUUGACGUACGAGCCUUAUAAUGACCGCUCCAACUUUUGCGCAGAUAGUCUUGUCAACGGAACAUGUCCUUUGGCGCCUGUGUUUGACUAUACUAAUAGCUCUCUUCCAUACGUGCUUCCCUCGGUCAAUCUGAGCCAUGACUUCCUCUCUUCUUACGCUUUCAGCUCCUUCUCUCUCACCUUUCUCCUCAUCAAUGGCGACAAGGCAGCCACCAAUAUCGGCUGUGUUUCCGCCACCAUUACCCCUGACUUGGGCAGCAUCUCCUGGGUGCUCAAAUUCAUGCCACUUAUAGUGUUGAUAUUUGCUGGCCUCGCAGUCCCAUUCGCUGGAAUAUGGAGCCCUUGGGGCACCACCAACAUCUUCCACUGGACAUCCAACUAUGGACGGGACGCUGAUUUACUAAGGCUCGUGACCCCUGGAUUCGGCGACUGUCUGCAGUAUAUUCAAUUCAUCAUUCUUACUGGCUCGCUCACUCUUUCUUACCCUGGCUUCUUCCAGCCUGUCGUGAGCCAAGUUGGAUGGUCUACCCUCAUGUUCAAUGAGAGCUUUUUUGGCAAUACCAAGCAAUGGCAGAAUGUGGUGGAUGGAGUAUACGUGACUAAACCAGGCACAACAUACGGGCUACAGAAGACGGCACAGCUCAUCGGCAUGUCUGAGGCGGAGGAUAUAUGGCCUGGCAUGAUGGUAUGGCUCCUCGUCAUCAUCGCUGCCGUUAUUGUGCUCAUCCAGGUUGGCUUUGCUAUCCAAUGGGUCUUCCGAAAAGUGAAGAAGACCACAGAAGAAGAUCUGCAGGCAAAAAACCUCCCCUUUGUCAUUGGCAACGUGGUGCGCAUUGUCUUCAAUUACAUGCUGACUCCUAUUGUGGCAUUGUCAUGCUUCCAGUUUGUCGUCUCCGGCCAGUCGCCGGGCUACACCGUUGGCUUGGCUGCGCUGACCCUGGCACUGGUGAUUGGCUUUGCAUCCUAUCUUCUCUAUCUGGUCAUCAUUACGCGCCCGAAGUCGGUCCUGUUUGAUGAUUUACCCACCGUCCUGCGAUAUGGACCCUUGUACAAUACAUAUGCAGACGAGGUUGCUGCAUUUGCCCUUAUCCCCAUUCUGAUCAACAUCAUCAGGGGCGUUGCUAUUGGCGCUGUUCAGCCCAGUGGUGUUGCCCAGGUUGUGCUCCUGGCUAUUUGCGAGGUCAUUCAGAUCCUCAUGAUCUAUGCAUUUCGGCCCUAUCAGAGAGCCACCUCGAUGAAUAUCUACCACAGCCUUUUUGCGCUCCUGCGAUUGAUCAUCAUCAUGCUCAUGGUUACUUUUGUACCCAGCUUGGGUGUAACGGAAGGGCCAAGGGGCUGGAUUGGCUACGUAAUCUUGUUCCUCCAUGCUUGCGUGCUUGCGCUUGGCUUCUUCCUCGGAGCUAUACAGACCAUCAUCGAAGUCGCCGCAAGAAUGCUCGGUGCCGGCGGAGAUGAUUUGUCUGGAUUGACUCGCGGCGGCCUCUCCAAGAUCUUUGGCAUGAGGCAGCUCUCCAGGAGAGUGAACCAUCGUCACGGACCAUCCCGAGCUAGUCAGCUGUCUACGGCGGCCAUGCUGGAUGCUGAUGACAGCGGCAAAUCUGGCUAUGCAAUGCCAAGUGGUAGAGUCCGAAGCGGCUCCGUGGCCAGCCUUAGCGGAGUCAUUACGCACCAUAGACAUCGGAGCAGCUCUGCUCUCGAUAGUAUGUACUCGGCACUGCCCCGCAACAUCGAUACUGCCAGUUCGUACGUACCAACAACGCCGGGUGAGGCCAGCACCUUUUCAUUUCUUGCAUCACCUUCUGCUGCCCGCCAGGGGCCGCCAGGCAUUGCCUUGGAAUCUACUGAUCCCUAUUACCGCCCCCCACGGAGGCGCCGUGAGAUGACUGGUGAUUCUGGACAAACCGAAGACCAGCGCGACUCGCUCAUCAUUGAACCUGUCCCUCUGCCUGGAGGAACAAUUGAACCCCCUGACGCGUCCGCGGAAAUCUUGCGAGGAGGCACUCCAGGACCUAGCAAUCUGGCUAUAAGCUUCCCGGCAAACAGACCUGACUACGCGACCCGUGAGGUUGACUUUUAUUACGGUGUCCGCGGCCCUGCGCUUAACUCUGAAGGACCAGGCAGGAAGCUUACAACUGGUCCGGCAGAUCCUACUGGGCCCGUUGCGACAGCGUCCGGAUGGGUUCGCAGGCUGAUAUUUGGCGGCAAGACCAAGGAGAAGGGCAAAGGAUUCGAGGUCGUCAGAAGUGCCAGAAUGCCGCCAAACAUGGUUCGGAAUGGAGGCUUCGGCGAUGAGACGCCGCCUGAAGGUAUUCCUGUCGCCAUGGGUGUCAUUCGAAAUGGACCCAUCGACUCCGAUGAUGAUGAUGAGCCUCGAGUUCAUCGGCCCAAGCGUCGCGAAGGCGAGCUGCUAACUGAUAAUGGUGAUCCGCAGUCAGACUCCGACGCGGACGAUGAUGAGCCAGACAGCAUCAUCACAGAUAGACUUCCUAGGGGACGAAUAUCUCAAUCAGCCACAGCUUUGCAAUCAAAAAGAGCUGAAGUUUCUGACGACGAUGGCGAUAGCAACGGUGUCAGCUCAGAAGACCUAUCUGACGUUGAGCUCGGCGUGCCUGAUAUCCCACGAAAGAGUUCCAAGAGACAGUCGGCCUUACUGGACGAAACCAUUCAGAUUACGCCUGUUGUCAUGGUAGAGUCCGAAGUCAGUCCACCUGGAAGCCGGGGAUCUGAUCGCACCCAGCAAACCGUGCCUAGUAUACACAAUGGUGGCAAUGGUGGCGUAUCGUUGCUGCCGCGUCUCCCAUUUGAGCGGAGAGGUUCCGAUCGACGGUCAGACCACCAGCGGCCAUCCUCAAAAUCGUCGCUCGACUUUCCAGAUAUGAGAAGCAUAGACUUUGCAACUCAGGAGGAUGAUCCUGCCGGCUUUGGAACUGUUUCGCAACACAGCAUUAACAGGAUCGAUCCUCGGCAUGAAGAUGAUGGGCAUCUGAGCACUGCUGCGUCUCUUGUAGAAGACGCG